AUGGCGUUGCUCACACUCGUCCCUGCGCUGGUUGCUGGAGUCUACUACCAGGUCUUCCGCACGCAGUGCUUCACCGUGGGUCCGGAGGCCGCGACGCGGCGUUUCGCUGCGCUUCGGGAGGUGAGUCCCGGCUCCAACGAGGACGCGGUGGAGCUGCUGGACGCGCACCACAGGGACCGGGUGCCUUUAGUCUUCCGCAACGGCAGCGCGAUGCAUGGCUGGGAGAGAAGUUGUUGGUCCACGGAAUGCCUCCGGAAGCGCUUCGGGGAUGUCAGCAUCGAAGGUGGAUACUCUGCCACUUUGGAAGAUUAUUUGGACACCUUCUUCGAUGGUGAAGAUCCGCCCCUGGUGAAGGAGAAGUGCCUGAAGACCCUGAAGGGAGAGGCGCCGCCAUGCACAAUGCAGGCGGGGGCGCCCUUCUGCACAAGGCCCUGUUUGAUCAAUGCAACCCUGAACUUUGGCAUAGUGGUGGACUCCGAUCCACCCUUCGACGACGUUUUGGAAGAGACCUUGAGUUCCUUGCCCCUCCUCCGAGCUCGAGCCCAACGAGGCGAUGGUCUGCUGGCGCGGCUGGUCACAUGGCUAGUGCCCUCUACGGUGGGUUUCGCCCCAUCGGCGGAUUGGGUCGAGGCAGUGCUUUGGCUCAGCCCAGCCGGGGCGCGGACAGGACUACACCAAGACGACGAGCCAUGCUCUGUCUUGUACCAGGUGUAUGGUCGGAAGCGUUUGCGGCUCUUCUCUCCUGUGGAUACUAAGCACUUGAAGGCCAACGAACAGCCCCAUUGCUUGGGCGAACAUGGAACGCGCUACUCCCAGCUGACCUGGGAAGAACUGGACAGCUUGGAGUCUUCGCAACCCUUGGAGGUAGUUCUGGCAGCAGGGGAUGCCAUCUUCAUCCCCAACGGUUGGUGGCACGCGGUCGAAGCCUUGGGUCCCGGCCCUGCGGUGUCCAUCAGCGGGAGGGGCCUCACCUUCUGCGAGGGCGUGGCGUUUUUGCCAUUUUGGGUAGCCAUUUUGAUGCAACAGAAGCUGUUGAUACCGGAGAACCGAGCUGUUUGGUUGCCGCACAUUUUGGCGCUGGUCCUACCAUUUGUCCCGACCUGGGUCCUCAUGUCCACACUGUCCACGGUGCGGCGGUGUUUCGGAACGUGGAGAUCUGAGAACACGCCACUUGGGGUGGAACGAAAAGAGAAGUGAAUGGCACUCUCCCGAGAAGAUUGGAACGGUUGAACAGUUGCUGGCACUGGCUCGGCCAUGACAGCGACGACAUUUCAACGUGAUGCACAUGGUACUGGUAAGGCAGGAGCACCCGCUCAAGGUUCGCAUUGGUUUCCUCGGCCCCGACGUCAGUAUGUUCCACCAGGAAGACUGGGUACAUUUGGGUAUGCCCCGCGCAAAAUCAAGACCGCAAGUUCUUGACAAACACUUGAAUAUCCUGACCAGUUUGUUUUUUUCGUUUGAGACAACAGUGGAGCAGAGCUUUCAAGACCAGGGCCCAUUCUGGAACAUAAAACCCACCUGAACUGACAGGUGGCAAGCUGCGAUCAAGCGUCGGUGGCAGAAUGGCAGGAUGAUCCCAAUUGACCAAGCGAAGCCUUUUGUGAAUGAACAAAUUGGGCCUCCAGAAUCAACCUGCAGAAACCCAGAUGGUGGCGACCAAUCAAUUCCGUGACUGAUGAAACUUGGGGAGAUCCCCAAUUCCGUGCCAAAAACAGAUCGAACCUUUCCGGAUCUCAAUUCGGAGAAGCAGCUGAAUGAAUAUCGGAUGUGCUUCCUG
This is a messenger RNA of Cladocopium goreaui, 1777 nucleotides long. The record is from the annotation of a GenBank genome assembly. NCBI's taxonomy places the organism in Eukaryota, Dinophyceae, Suessiales, Symbiodiniaceae.